GCAAAUGAAGAAACCCGGAACAGCUGUUCGCAAAGCGCAUUUAAACAUAACAUUUAGUUAAAUUAUUCUUUCAAAAUGCGCAUAACACAAUAUUUGGCGAGCAAACUGAAGAACUUCUCCAAUCUGCCCAAGGAAUACAUUGAGCGCAGCAAAAAACAGGUGUAUUGGCAAACACCGCGGGAAACUAAUUACCUGCCACGCACUGUGGAGCGCAAGCGAUUCCGAUACACCACAAACCGACCAUGGACUGGCCAGUUCCGUCAACAGAAUAUGCCCGCAACAAUGCGUCGGAAAGUGCUAAUCGAGCCAGUUGAGGAUUGGAGCUUCUUCCGUGGCGAUCGCGUUGAGGUUUUGGUGGGCAAGGACAAGGGCAAACAGGGUAUCGUCACUCAGGUGAUUACCGAGCGCAAUUGGGUUAUUGUGGAGGGUCUCAAUUGGCAUUAUCGACGUGUGGGUGCAGACAAGGAUUUCCCCGGCAUCAUUAUCAAGUCCGAGGCUCCUCUUCAUGUACUCAAUGAUAUUCGCUUGGUCGACCCUUCCGACCUGCAGGGCACCGAAUUCGAAUGGCGCUUCACGGAGGAAGGAGAGAAGGUGCGCGUGUCCAUGCGUUCGGGCCGUAUCAUACCCAUCCCGGAGACAAACAACCAGACGCAUGACUACAAAACACCAAAUGCGUACAUAGAACGCGAGAAGGAUACGCCAGCGGCUGUUGUGGGUGAGAUUACCUUCCAGCCCAAGUUGUCCACCUUCGAAAUGGACAUUAUGGAGGAAAUGGGCAUCAAAGAGGAACGUACGCCAGCCAAGAGCUAUUGGUACUAACUCUAACCUUAAUUUUAUUAGAGUAAAGCCAAAAAGAAA
This is a messenger RNA of Drosophila subobscura, 858 nucleotides long. It is a transcript of the gene mRpL24, whose product is annotated as probable 39S ribosomal protein L24, mitochondrial. The transcript has 4 exons. Gene Ontology annotation, biological process: translation. The coding region runs from base 76 to 819 and encodes 247 amino acids. Lineage: Eukaryota; Metazoa; Arthropoda; Insecta; Diptera; Drosophilidae. Gene Ontology annotation, molecular function: RNA binding; structural constituent of ribosome. The record is from RefSeq and is a predicted model, not a curated record. Gene Ontology annotation, cellular component: mitochondrion; ribosome.